Messenger RNA from Gregarina niphandrodes, 2358 nucleotides. RefSeq lists its product as hypothetical. The record is from RefSeq and is a predicted model, not a curated record. Bases 1 to 2358 code for a protein of 785 amino acids. NCBI's taxonomy places the organism in Eukaryota, Apicomplexa, Conoidasida, Eugregarinorida, Gregarinidae. The transcript has a single exon.
AUGAAGGCGAUAUCAUGCAUCGAAUCAAUUGGGGUGGUGCCGGAGGGUCUUGUGGCAUGGCUAAUGAAUGCCGAUGGCACAGAACCAUCGGUUAGAGGCUGUGAGGCCACGUUGUUGACGUUGGCCGAUCGAACACAAGAGGCCAAGGUUCAGUUCGUCGUCGCGGCACCUAAGGGAGCGAUAAGGAAGUUGAUUGAAGCAGCCAACCAAGGUGACUCUCAUAGCCAAGCUCUCUUGAUCGAAGACAACGGAUUCAACUGGCUAGAGCAAUGUUCAAAAGUUUUCAUGUGGAGUCCGCGUGGUGAGAGUAAUACCAUGGGAGAAACGUUGGCAAUGCGUGAACUCAAAGCGUAUUUCGAUAGCGUGGACCCGCACGGUAAUUGGACCUACAUUUCGGAUCAGAUUUGCCGUGACAGCGUUGGUUUGGAUAUGUCGCAAGUGCGAAAGGCAUUGAAGAAAGUAGGUUCAUUGAAAGAGGAGGAACCGUUGGCUGUUACAGGUUGCAGACGACUGACACCUGGGGAGCUGAAAGACCUCCGAAGAUGUGUGCCAGAAGAGUGGUUGACGCUGCUGCAGGACCCGCUUCCCAAGAGUCGCAGUGAGUCCGGCCUAGGUUGUGGUCUGGCGCGAUGGGUUCGGGAUCGACCUCGCACGGCUAUUGGUUCAGCUGUUAUCGGUGGGCUAGCUCUAUACCUGAUCUAUUACUUUAGUUCCGGUGGUUCAGAAGGUGGGUCACCCCAAGCGGACGGCUCAAACAUGCCGGACCUUGACCCGCGGGCGGAGGCAUUGGAACAAGCGUUUGACAGCAGUUCAAUCGGACACAAUAACCGGUACAAGACGAUGAUUAGCGAGCUUGAGUUGGAGGAGGUCGAAAUUCCUAAAGCCGAAUGCCAUGCGUCAUUCAACGCUAUGAAACAAAACAAAGGCGUACAGCCUCUCCUAGGGGUUGGAGAACUUGCCUGCCGAGGCGGCAGUGGAGAGUUGAUGUGUGUAGGAAACGGCGGGCCACCGGGUACCUGUCAUAGGUUUGGCGGUCCGUGGAAACAUGACUACUUUGUUGUGAAGGAAGCCAUUGAGUAUCAUCUGCGCAAUAAUCGAUGCCUUCUACUUUGUGAUGAUCAGAAGGAAGUGCUACGUAAUACAUGGGAGGAGACUGCAAGGCGUCUACCCUUUAUUCCUAGUAUCCCUGAUGAGGGAUUCGUUGACUUUUCGCGAAACCCAUCAGUUCCCGAUCUGAAUGAUUUCGAGAUGAUGAUGAACCCCCGGUACCCCCUUGUAAAGAGCUCCUCAGGCAAGUGUGUCGACUGUAAGAACGAUCCCGCGAUCGACCGAUCUUUGUGUGAUUUUGCAGAGGUCCGCUGCGAUGUUACGGUGGGGGUUGAGCCCAUCAAGCGCAUGACAGCGAUUGGUUACAACACGACAGCGGGAGACGUGCUGAGAAGGAUGCCUGCGUUCAGCACGAAGGAUACAGUAUUCAACGUGAGAAAAUGCGAAUACGACUGCCGUAAGAUGAGCCCAGAUCUUGUUUACGUCCCUGACUUGCAAGUUGUGGAGACGCAGCCCACGGAUCACAAGGAUCCGUUUAAGAAGAGACUGAGCAGACGGGAGUUAAGCAAACUCCAGCUUCAUUUGAACGAGUGCCAAAAGUCGCCUGAAGGCGACUGGCAUGACUUGCCACAGAUCGGCAAAUAUCCAUGUGGCGGCGGAAGCGGAACAAUGAUGUGUAGAAAAAAAGUACCCCCGCAGCCGAGAUCUAAUUUCUGGUAUUUUAACCCGAAAAAUUGGGUGUCAAGGUCGGAGGAUGGGCCCAUCGUGUCUUGUCAUCAGUUUGGCCCCCUCUCGAUGGAUGCUUUUGCGGUAGAGGAUGCGGUUCAUCAUUAUGUCGACGACGCCGGAGACUGUUUUGUACGCUGUGAUUCGAAAUCCGGAGAGAGGCGUUUGGUGUAUCAGAGAGUGAAAGACCACCUGGGUGACGUAUUGCCGGAACAAAAACAAGAUCUCGCAAUUGCUCUGAAAAAAGCCUUGCCUGCCGACCCGGGAUGUUCAUCAACCUGUGAUUCCCACGUACUACCCUGCCCCGGUGUUCACAACUGUGUGUGCCGUGUUGUCCACAGUAAAUGCGAGACCGAGUUCAAAGGCGACAAAGGUACGGUUGAAUCAUGGGGACUUGACGCACGCAUGGAGGACGUGUUUGGAAUGUUAUCUGUACCCCUGGGUAACGUAAGGGCCAAACACCCUGAUGUCAAAGCGUCACACCCCCGUGUCAUCAAGAACUGCCAGCACGACUGCCAUGGCGUCCUGUGGUCACAGACUGAAUCUGUCCGGUCGGAAAUGAGGAGAUUGUCCCGCAGACAAUGA